GUUUUUAAAGUUAAUGUAAUAAUGACGCAAGUGUUGCUGGCCACGCCUCCCGUCUACUCUCUUCGCCUAUAGGAGCCGCUAAGGUGUCGUUAACACUUCCGCGCUGUGUGAUUGGCUGCUGAGAGUCACGCCUCCUGCUCAGCUGUGCAUCCUGGAAGCUGCGCGCUCUUGUUGGAUCAUACAGAUGAGCAAGUGACUGCCCAGGAAGGCCCCAUGCAGGAGGGACCCACAGGAGCCACCCACCCAACAGACACUCUACUGGGUCACCUUAGUGACAUUUCUCCCCAACAAACAUCCAUGGCAACUCUGAGCACUGACCUCCAGCCAAUCAGUGUGGGAAUUCCUGCUGGUGGGGACUUAGAGCCAAGUACUUUGGAGCCCGCUGUUAGAGAGGAGCUGGAGCAAAGCACCCUGGGACCUGCUAGUAGUAAGGAAUAUGAGCCCAGUACUAUGGAACCCAGUGUUCAUGCAGAGUUGGAACCAACUACUCUGGGGCCGACUAUUAGUGCAGCCUUAGAGCCAAGUACCCUGGAACCUACUGUUAUCACAGACUUGUUACCAAGCACGUUAGGGCCCAGUCUUAGUGUAGAACUGGAGCCCAGCACUCUGGGACCUGCUAGUAGUAAUAUGGUGUUAGAGCCCAGCACUCUGGGACCUGCUGGUUGUAAUAUGGUGUUAGAGCCCAGCACUCUGGGACCUGCUAGUAGUAGUAUGGUGUUAGAGCCCAGCACUCUGGAACCUGCUAGUAGUAAUAUGGUGUUAGAGCCCAGCACUCUGGAACCUGCUAGUAGUAAUAUGGUGUUAGAGCCCAGCACUCUGGGACCUGCUAGUAGUUAUAUGGUGUUGGAGCCCAGCACUUUGGGACCUGCUAGUAGUAGUAUGGUGUUAGAGCCCAGCACUCUGGAACCUGCUAGUAGUAAUAUGGUGUUAGAGCCCAGCACUCUGGGACCUGCUUUCAGUGAAGAGUUAGAGACCAGUACUUUUGGGCCUGUUGUUGGCACUGAGUUGGAGACAUCUAUUUUUGGGCAGACUGUUACUGAAUCGUACAAACAGCCAAUGGCAGAGGGAAAUGGUGAGGACAUAGAGCAGUGCAUUGUGGGGGAGAGCACCAUGGAGGACUGUGAGAAUAGAAGUGCUGCAGAUGGGACAGAGUUGGAUUCAGAGCAGGGCCGUGUCCCCUUAGAGGAGUUUGAGGAGAGCAGCUCUAGGGAACUUACUGAUUCAGCCUCCACAGAGAACACUUUGGAGGACUCUGGAGACUUCCCUAGCCUCCCGCCGGUGGUUGGAGGAGGUGCUUCUGAUGUAUCCCCACCCACCAGUCCCAUCCACCGAGAUGAGGACAUCACUGCUGAGGGCUGGCGCACCAGGAGGAAACACGUCUUUGUACUGAGUGAGGCCGGGAAGCCCAUUUACUCUCGCUAUGGCAACGAGGAGGCUUUGUCCUCCACCAUGGGGGUCAUGAUGGCUUUGGUCAGCUUUGUACAGAGUGGGGAUAAUUGUAUCCGCUCCAUCUACUCAGAUAAUCAAAAGGUGGUGUUCCUGCAGGAGGGUCCCCUGGUGCUGGUGUCCGUAUCUCGCACCCCCCAGUCAGAGGAACAGCUGAGGCGGGAGCUGCAGUACGUCUAUUACCAGAUUAUCAGCAUGCUGACACAGGCCAGCGUGGCACGCAUCUUUGAGCGCAAGAAGAAUUAUGACCUGCGCCGGCUACUGGCCGGUUCUGAAAAGAUCCUGGACAGCCUGCUGGACAUGAUGGAGAUGGACCCGGGGGUUCUGCUUGGGGCAGUGCGUUGUGUGGCUAUUCCCACCACCUUGAGGGACUCGCUCAGUUCCAUUCUGACCAAGGCCAUCACACCCAACCUGGUGUUCUCCAUCUUGGUGGCCCAGCAGCAGCUAGUGACCGUGGUGCAGGAGAAAGCCGUCAUUGAGGAUUGUCGCCUAGAUCCUGCUGACCUCCAUCUCCUGCUCAACCUCAUAGGGGCUUCUUCUGCAUUUCAGGCGGGGGAGAUUUGGACACCCAUCUGCCUUCCUCGUUUCAACCCUGAUGGUUAUUUUUAUGCCUAUAUUUCCUACUUGGACCCACAAUGCACUGUGUGCUUGGUGCUGCUCUCCACCGAUAAGGAGUCCUUCUAUGCUGUGUCUGGCUGCAAGAGGAAGAUCCAAAGUGCCAUGGAAUCCCAGGGAUCCCUGCAAGCCCUGGCUGGGGCCAUGCGAUACUGCUCCUAUAGCGCCUCCCUGGUGGGAAUCCCAGAGCUACUGCACUUUGUUUAUAAGCCCCUGGAUGUACCGGAGACUUACCGGCAACUCCCUCAGUUCACCAGCCCAGAAGCUGACAGUCCUUACAGCAAUGAGCAGGAGAGACAGAGGUUAUUUGAUCUGUACCGCUACCUGCACUGUCGCAUGCACAACUCCUCCCGCCCCCUGCGCCUCAUCUACCAUGUGGCUGAGAAGGAGACCCUGCUGGCCUGGGUGACGAGCAAAUUUGAACUAUACACCGCAUUCAGCUCGUUGGUGACAAAGGUGGGGGCAAUUAAUGUCAUAACAAAACUUCUGCGCUGGAUUAAGAAGGAGGAAGACCGUCUUUUUAUCCGAUACCCACCAAAGUACUCCACCACCCCUGUCCCUGGGAAGGGGCCAAAGGCCAGCAGAACAGACAGAAACGAUCCUUCUCAGAAUGGAUUCUAUACAGGCCUUUAACAUGAAACUGGUCCAUAACUUUCUCUGGACACACAGGUUGUCGUAUGUUCAGGUUCCCUAAUACACUGCCCAUGUUCCCCACCAGAGUCUCACUCUACCCACUCAACCCCAGGCUCCACCUCUUUGUCAUAUAAGGGCCAAUCCAGGAUGACCGUAUCCCCCCUCAAACCAUUUAGGUGUCUUUUUGAUCUCAGAAUGUCUUCUGGGUUGCACAGCACCAAGAAGCAGGACAGCAGGCAAGGGUCCACAUGGCAUUUAGUUGGUGGAGUCAUAACAUGGCAACAAGGUCUUCUCGCUCCAUUUCAAUCAUCAAGUCAAAGAUUCGACCCACCGUCGCCUCACUCACCCGAACCUGCAUAAAGAGUUGCCAUUGGCAUCUGUCUGUGUUGGGAAGGCUUCAUUUUGCUCCAGAUGUUGUCAGAACUACAACUAUCAGAACCUUUCCCCAAAGGCAGCCUAAUGCACUGUAGGAAUGCUGGUGCUUGUAGUUCAGCAGCAGCAGGCGCAAACUUACAUGGUUACAGUCGAUAUAGUUCCCAUGUUUUUAACACCAUCUCUGCUGGGUUGUGGCUUUGCUGCAUCCAGAGAUCCAAAUAGGGGCGGGGAAUGUCCCACCUGCCAACAUACUCCAGUUGUUCCCGGGUCAGGACACAAGGAGUGGUUUAUUAAAGGGGCAGAGAGGGCAAAGGGGAAUUGGCCCACAUUGUGUUGGAUGUGUAAUACACCUGCUCCACUUGCAGGCUGUUUCUUUUUCCUACAGUUUGUGUGCUGCUAAAAUGUUAUAUUAGAUCAAUGGUUUGUCCUGCUGCAAACAACUCACUCAUGCUGUUUGCCAGAUGCCAUCCCAAAUUUUAUGUAGGAACAAGGGGGUAUUGGCAGCAGGAAUAACAUGUCUGGCUGAGCAUCUCACUUAUACAAACUGCUUACUAUAAAUUGUCAAAUAGAUUUACUUGAGAGCUUGGGGAGUCGCCUUCAUGCCAGCACCAGCUCCCCUUGAAUAUAUAUAUAUAUAUAAUAUUUCUACGUAAGUAACUGUCUUGUAUAUUGGCUUAAUAAUUACAGAUGGGGCUUAUUUUUGGAAAUGUAUUGUGUCCCCCAGGUCCUACCCUAUGUAUGUGUGUACAGGCAACAUUGUAAAUGAAUUUGCAGAGAAAAUAAAAGUGUGAAUUGACAGGAAAAUGAA
Molecule: messenger RNA, 3877 nt
Organism: Xenopus laevis (African clawed frog)
Lineage: Eukaryota; Metazoa; Chordata; Amphibia; Anura; Pipidae
Gene: mon1b.S
Product: MON1 homolog B, secretory trafficking associated S homeolog
Exons: 5
Coding region: 214-2694 (826 amino acids)
Biological process (GO): vesicle-mediated transport; protein targeting to vacuole
Cellular component (GO): Mon1-Ccz1 complex
Source: RefSeq, a predicted model, not a curated record